AUGUCGCCAUUGAUCAGCAGCGUCGCCACGCCCCCUGCCCCUACUACUAAGUCGAUGAGCACCUUCCCACAGUAUAACGGUCUCCAGAAGUGCCCCUGGAAACCUGGUGAUGGUCUCGAGGGCUGUCCACAUAGGACAUUCGGUCGUACCUCCAAGUCGUCGGCUGCUGGGAGUGGCAAUGUGGUUAACAGCGCAUUGGAGUUGGUGGGGAGCACGCCUAUGGUGAAGUUAGAGCGAAUUAUGGAGGAAUUUGAUCUACCAUGUGAGCUGUGGGCUAAGGCUGAGUACUUCAACCCAGGGGGUAGUGUCAAGGAUAGGAUCGCCCUAAGGAUGAUAGAGGCUGCUGAGGAGGAGGGCAGGAUCAGACCAGGGGAUACCCUCAUCGAGCCUACUAGUGGUAACACUGGUACGGGUCUGUGUCUGGCGGCCGCCAUAAAGGGGUACAAAAUGGUCGUCACAAUGCCGGAGAAAAUGAGUGGAGAGAAGGUAAAUAUGAUGAAGUGCCUGGGCGCUGAGAUACUACGGACCCCUAAUGAGGCGGCGUGGAACACCCCGGAAUCUCAUAUAGGCUUGGCUAUCAAAUUGCAGAGGGAAAUACCCCGUAGUCAUAUACUGGAUCAGUAUUUAAACCCUGCUAACCCGAUGGCACACUACGAGGGGACGGGCGCGGAGAUCAUCGAGCAAUGCGAUGGGAAGGUGGACGUGAUGGUCCUGGGCGCGGGCACUGGGGGUACUAUAACGGGAGUGGCGAGGAAGCUGAAGGACGUCCUCGGGGAUCAAUGUCUGGUCGUUGGAGUUGAUCCAGUGGGGUCGAUUUUGGCAGUGCCGGACUCGCUGAACGACCCGGGCAGAUUGGAGGGAUAUCAGGUGGAAGGCAUUGGUUAUGAUUUCAUACCUACAGUGCUCGACAGAGAUCCCAGUGUGAUAGAUGAGUGGAUGAAGGUUGGCGAUCCCGAGGCCCUAGCCAUGGCCAGGAAGCUCAUCCGACUGGAAGGUCUAACCGUCGGGGGAAGCUCGGGGACAUGCGUGGCUGCUGCGGUUCGCUAUAUAAAGUCGAAGACGCCCGAAGAAAUAGUCGGCAAAAGGGUCGUGACGUUGCUACCCGAUUCCUCUCGAAAUUACAUGUCUAAGGUGGGCCGCAUUGAACCGUAG
Perkinsus marinus ATCC 50983 is the source of this 1152-nucleotide messenger RNA. RefSeq names its product Cystathionine beta-synthase, putative. Bases 1 to 1152 code for a protein of 383 amino acids. The record is from RefSeq and is a predicted model, not a curated record. Gene Ontology annotation, molecular function: cysteine synthase activity; cystathionine beta-synthase activity. NCBI's taxonomy places the organism in Eukaryota, Perkinsozoa, Perkinsida, Perkinsidae. Gene Ontology annotation, cellular component: cytoplasm. The transcript has 10 exons.